Oncorhynchus mykiss (rainbow trout) is the source of this 2012-nucleotide messenger RNA. RefSeq names its product transmembrane protein 138. Gene Ontology annotation, cellular component: cilium. NCBI's taxonomy places the organism in Eukaryota, Metazoa, Chordata, Actinopteri, Salmoniformes, Salmonidae. The record is from RefSeq and is a predicted model, not a curated record.
UAUCACCAAGGGAGACGCGCAGGUUGCGUCUGUGCCAAUGGUUUGUGCACUGCUGUGUUGUGGAUGGUCGGGAGAGCUUGCGUAAUUUGGAGAGAAUUAACGUGUGGGUAGAAGCCACGUAGAGAAAUCUUCAACAUCUCAAAAAGGGACAUUUCAGAGUCUCUGUUGAAUAUAGCUGUGGAAUGGAUUUACAGCCAGUAGAAAGAUGAUGCGGGUAGAAUACCCUAUUGGAAAGCGACUGUCGCCUUUGCCUGUAGGUUCUCAAAGCUAACACCAUGCCAUAAGGAACUGUGUGCUACAACGAUUUUACUGUGGGCUGGAACUAUUCUUUUGGGCUGGAAAGAGGACCCUCUCCACUUUCAACAUGCUGAUAGCUAACAAUAGCAUUUUCAGAGAGCUCUUCCAAUGUCUCUGGCCGAUAGCAGGCCUCCGAGCUCCUCAGUCAGUGGAAUAGUCCUUAAUUAGGAAAAACAAGCGCACUGCACCGCCAUCUGCUCUACAUAAACAGAUAUAUUGGACACAUCAAGCUGCCGUGCAGAAGCUCAAGCCGGCAGCUGGCAGCUGGCACUUCUGCAUGUGUGCACCUGUGUCUGUAUAGUUAGUGUGUAUGUUUCCCUGUCUGCAUGUGUGUGUGAAUGUGCGCCACCUUGGAUCCUGCUCGGAGCCACACACAGCCCGGGCGCCCAGCCUUCGGCCCGGAGAUGCUACAGACCAACAACUACUCCCUGGUGCUGCUGAUCCAGCUGAGCUUGUUGACCUUUGACCUGUUUGUCAACUCCUUCAGCGAGCUGCUGAGGGCCGCGCCCGUCGUCCAGCUGGUGCUCUUCAUUAUCCAGGACAUAGCCAUCCUGUUUAACCUGAUCAUCAUUCUGCUGAUGCUGUUCAACACCUACGUGUUCCAGGUGGGCCUGGUGUCCUUGCUGCUGGAGCGCUUCAGGGCCCUGCUGCUGCUCUCCGCCCUCUACCUGACCCUCAGCAUCUCCCUUCACUCCUGGAUCAUGAAUCUACGCUGGCUAAAAUCAAACCGCUAUGUGUGGACUGAUGGUCUCCAAGUGCUUUUUGUCUUCCAAAGAAUAGCGUCCGUGUUGUACUACUACUUCUACAAGCGCACCACAGAGUACCUGGGUGACCCUCGGCUCUAUGAAGACUCACCUUGGCUCAGAGACGCCUUUGCCAAUGCCAGGGCCCGCCAGUGAGCAAAGAGCAGUGUGUGGACAUGAAACUGGCAUGGACAGGUCCAAAAUAAUGCCCUCCCCGUCCCGCGGACACAGAGAGACACUGCUACAGUAUGUGCAGAGCUGAAAUGGAUGCUACAGUGCACAGGCCUGAGCUUAUGUGGAGGGGGGAAACCAGAGGGAAGACCUCUGUGCUCUAUCAGACAUGGGUCAACUUAACAAGGAGGGUCAAAAAUUAGAUUCUGCUUGGAUACGGCAAGCCACUUUGCAGAGCAAGCCAGAUGUACAGGCAAACUGGUUUAGGGCCUUUUUAUUUUUUUUAUUUUACCUUUAUUUAACUAGGCAAGUCAGUUAAGAACAAAUUCUUAUUUUCAAUGAUGGCCUAGGAACAGUGGGUUAACUGCCUGGUUCAGGGGCAGAACGACAGAACGACCUUGUCAGCUCGGGGGUUUGAACUUGCAACCUUCCAGUUACUAGUCCAACGCUCUAACCACUAGGCUACCCUGCCGCCCCGGCCUUGAUUAAUGGACAGAACGUUGUACCAUGAUGACUUUGAUGCUAACAUGUGGGAACUCAUAGUUUGAUGUGACACAAGUUGUAUUUUUUUUCACACUUUGAAACUGGGUUUGUCUGUGUCGUUUAUCUAUCAAUGUAAUCAUUAUGUGUUGUUGUUUUUUUAUGUGGGAUGAUUUGUGAGUUUGUGUGCCAGAUUUUCUUGUGAAGAUGACUGGAAAAGAAAAAACAAUAAUGUUUUAUGUGUUUUAAAAUGCUUACUUUUUCCCCUGCUUUUUGUACUAAUGUAUUAAACAAAACCCAGACAGUACAUACACUGAUAAA